This is a messenger RNA of Galendromus occidentalis (western predatory mite), 1595 nucleotides long. RefSeq names its product methyltransferase-like protein 17, mitochondrial. The coding region runs from base 87 to 1409 and encodes 440 amino acids. Lineage: Eukaryota; Metazoa; Arthropoda; Arachnida; Mesostigmata; Phytoseiidae. The transcript has 3 exons. Gene Ontology annotation, biological process: translation. Gene Ontology annotation, molecular function: structural constituent of ribosome; methyltransferase activity. Gene Ontology annotation, cellular component: mitochondrial small ribosomal subunit. The record is from RefSeq and is a predicted model, not a curated record.
UGAAGACACUGUUGACGAUAGGAGGAGUGUGCGCGUGAUCAAGUAUCCGCGAUCUUUUCCCCCAGAGACCCCAGAUCUCUGGCUCGAUGUAUGCGCUGUGUUCGCGCAUCCUGCUGCGGAGAUCUUCAGCCUCGGUUUUCCGGGGGUUGUGUAGCGAACCCGCACCUCAGAAUCCGGAGUAUCGGAGAAAAGCAAAUCGCUUGGUGCCGUUACCACCGGAGCUCGUGAAGGCCGUAGAGAAUGUUCUCGCUGACCGCGAUUUGGAUAAACUACAGGCCGAUGGACAAUUACUUCAUCGACAACUUUGGUCGAGACGUGAGCCAAUCGAAACCCGCGAAAUUCAGGAGCGGGCGGGCAAUUUGCAAUGGCAAAUGUUCGGCGAUCGACUGUCGCGACUCGACAGUGAGCAGCGGGAAUUAGUCGAACCGCAGAUUAAGGAGGCCAUUGUGAAUAAACUGCGGAAGACCACAUAUCACUGGACACCGGUCAACUACGAUGACUACGGAAGUUUAUGUUAUUUGCUGGGUCGUUUCCCUUAUGAAUUCGCAGCUCUCCGGAAUGUUUUCCGAGAAAUAUGCAUCAUCGAUCCGUUGUUCGCACCACAGACCUGCCUUGAUUUCGGCUCCGGUAUCGGGACCGUAUGGUGGGUGAUGAGAGAUCUGUACAACGCCUCCUUCAACGAGUAUCUCAGUGUCGAUAUCCAGAGACCCAUGCGCGAUCUUGCGAGACAGUUAGUCGCAGGUGGAGAUCCCCAUGGUUCGGUAUCUUUUGAAGUUUACGCACAACGUGCCAAACUGCCUGCCAGUGUAAAUACGAAGUACGACGUAGCGGUUUCGGCGUUCUCCCUGCUAGAGCUCCCGAACCAGCGGGAGAGACUUGCCACAAUCGAAACCCUCUGGGAGAAAACUCAACGCCAUCUUAUAAUCCUCGAAAACGGAAACCACACGGGCUUCAAGCUGGUGAGCGAAGCGAGGAAGUUCAUCCUGGAGAUCUCGAAUCACGCCAAUCAAGCUCGUUCUUAUGUCUUGGCGCCCUGUACGCACAAUUUGCCCUGCCAGCGUUCCCACUCGGAAAUGAGCAAGUUGCCAUGCUCGUUCCCCGUGAAGUAUGCCUCGUUCGAGAGCAGCCAUGUGGGUCGGUGUUCAUACUCGUAUGUCGUAUUGAGCAAAGUUCGCCCCAAAUGCGAACCUGCGGCGCGAAUAAUCGAAAACGUCUUACCGAGGACCAGACACGUCACGUGUCGGCUGUGUACGUCAAAGGGUCAAGUCGAAGAGAAAAUCUUCACGAAACGCAAACACGAUAAAGAAGUCUACAGCGCCGCGAGACGAGCGGAAUGGGGGGACUUGUUCCCGCAUGAAGAUAUUCCAUCGGCGAGAACGAAAACGAGAAGUCCGGCUGACACCCCGUAAAACGAGAGGAAUUUCGCGGAUUGAUAAUUAUUCAAGAGUAGAACUCCUGUAAAUUAUUCUUGGCUCCGUAGCCCUUGGGAAGCAUCGGUUCGAUUGUUCUCAUCUUUUCUCAUCGCCGCCUCGCCGGAAGCGGAACGUUGUAUAUAAAUAAAAUCUUGAGUGAUGUAUCGACACCUUGACUGUGUC